This is a messenger RNA of Asparagus officinalis (garden asparagus), 1047 nucleotides long. RefSeq names its product ylmG homolog protein 2, chloroplastic-like. NCBI's taxonomy places the organism in Eukaryota, Viridiplantae, Streptophyta, Magnoliopsida, Asparagales, Asparagaceae. Gene Ontology annotation, biological process: chloroplast fission. Gene Ontology annotation, cellular component: membrane. The record is from RefSeq and is a predicted model, not a curated record.
CAACUUUUGACCCGGGCCGAUUCGAUUCCCAAACGAGGGAAAGAAAAAGGAAAGAGAACGUUAUCCCCAAAUCCCCUCCCUCUAAAAUCCACAGUCCUCUUCUACAUCAAACCCCUCCCCAGAAUUUUAUCCACAGAAUUGGAGCAGCGACAGCCAUGGCUCCUCUCCCUGUCUCAGUCUCUAUCCUCACCACUGAAACACCUCUCCCCUCGUCGCCAUUAUUCAAAGCUCCGUCCUUCGUCGAUCGAACCGAGCGCCUCCUCAAAUCGCUGGGAGCCCUCGCCUCCGAGCACCCAUUGCUGAAGCCUUUACUGUCCUUCCACUCCCAAUUCCGAGACUUAUUUAAGGUCGAUUUCAGAAUCCCUAGAGUUCCAUUGUCAAGCUCGGUGUCAGCCCAUAAUUUUGCAGCGAUACUGCCUGGUGACUCAGUAGCAGGGUUGGUUGUGGCAAAUGGACUCAACAACUUCUUGAAUCUAUACAACACUGUUCUUGUGGUUAGGCUGGUCCUUACUUGGUUUCCCAACUCUCCUCCAGCCAUUGUCAACCCUCUCAGCACAAUUUGUGAUCCCUAUCUGAACAUAUUCCGUGGAAUUAUCCCACCACUCGGAGGACUGGAUCUCUCCCCCAUUUUGGCUUUCCUGGCUAACGCCUUAACUAGCACCGCAGCUGCCUUCCUGGCUGAGCUACCAGCAUCUCAACAGCAAGCUUUAUCACCUGUAUUUCAAAAUCUUACUGCAACGCAGGAGAAAUGGAGGAAGAGGUUAAGCUCCAGGAACUCUAAGAACUAAGAAGAGGAGAUCCCAUUGUAGAGAGGACAAACUUGCGUUCACAUUUUGCUGAAGUCCAAAUCUCUCAGUAGAAAAUCUGCGGUUGAUGAUUUUUUGUAUCUAAUAUCUGUUGAUUAAUUAAUACUAAGCUUGUUACUCAGUGAAUAUCUUUUCCUCUUGCAAAUUUAAUCCUCACUUUUACUAUGGUCUAUUACAUUUGAUCUGAAGGCAUUUAUGUUCUUAGUCGAUUUCAUUUGAAUAGACUGUAUUGUGAAGCAAA